UGGUUGGCGCGGCCCGUGUCCCGUGUGUGUUGUGUUGUGCGGCAAGAAGAACGGCGGCGGCAAUCGUCUGUACCGCGAACGGCGGUAAACCAAUAACAAAAAACGCCGAAAUAUAAUAUAAUAUUAUAAUAUUACAAUCGAAUGACCGUUUCGCCGUUCCCACGGCCUGUUCGUCGGUUUGUGUAAUUAUUGUUUUGUUGUGCAGUUUAACUCGGGAAGUUUUCCUUGUGCUUUGUGUGGCAGACGAUGGCUCGCGGGAUACAGUGACCUCAACUGGGGUACAAGAAUGUACACAUGAACAGGAUAUUCACCUGAAGAGCCGCGUAUACCGGCCGAUUAACAUUAUCUACGCCGUUAACUACUGUGCAGUGGAUACUAUGGCCGAAAAUAUCGCGUUCAGUGACUGGUCGGAAAAGCUUGACACUGCUGGAACUAAUCACUGGCUUCCUGCGUACGGGCUCCAGCAACCGACAGUCAUAGGUAGUGGAAGUGGUGGUCACCGCCAUCUCCACCACGGCCAACAAAACGAUCAUAUCACAUUUGAUUCCGUUGAUCAGGCGGACUAUUACAACGGAGACGACGACGACAACAAUGACGACGAUCUUGGCGAAGGUGACGAUGAUAGCUGGUCUUCGUUUAAUCAGAGCAAUUACGGCGGCAAUAUUGGUAGAAGCACGUCGUAUAUUUUCCUGGAGACAAUCCUCGAAGAAACAUCCGACGAUUUGCGAACCGACUCUGAGAGAAGCAGCGAAGAAGAUUUCAUCAAAGAGGACAACUGGACAGCACCUAAUCGAGACCCGUUCAACUUGUUCAACAAUAAAGCUGUGGCGCUCGCGGUAUACGACAACAACGACCCAGGUGUACACGACGACGACGACAACGUGUUCUUUAGGAGUAACUUUCAGGACCAACAAGGGUGGCCCACCACCGUGAACGCAGGAGGUGGCAGUCUGUUGCAGUUCGAAAACUUAGAAAAACAAUGUGAACAAACUGUGUUCCGUACAACGGCCACUUCGGCUCCAUUCAUGACCAACAGUGCAGAAUCGCUGAACGGCCAACGGACAACAUCAGCGGUAUCGUCGCGCCGUCACAGUUGGAAACACCAACAACAGAAUGACGAUUGCGACGAAUAUGACGAGGACGAGACCACACUAUGCAGUACGCCGUUCUCAAGUUAUGGAGCUGGCGACGGUUCCAGCGUAAAGUCCUUGAGCAAGAGCAUGGAGAGCGUGCACUCGGCGGCCAGCAAAAAACGGAAAAGGGAUAGUAUCGUCAUGGACGUUACGCAGAGCUUAGAAGACCUGCGCCGGGACGACGAACAGUACGACGCGGUCAACUCGCCUGUGGGUACCGGCAUGUACAAGACGGUAGACUGCCUUAUCGAUCCGGCGACGUUUAGGAAACAAAAUAUGGUAGACGCGACGGACGGUUGUAAGAAGGCUGAAGAACUGGCGGCCGUCGGCAAACAACAGAGGUCGUCGGAAAACCUGAGCGAAGAUAGCGGUUUCGGCGAUCAGGUGCCCAGAGGACCGGCCGUCCAUCAAACGUACAAACCGAUUGCCGAGGACGAAAACUAUUUUGAGAUGUCUACUAAAAGCAUACUCGCCAAUGCGGCAGCGGCGGCGGCAACUGAAGAUUGCGGUGACGGCAGGGAUGUGGCAGCGCUCGGCCCGGAGAAGGGGACCGGCGGCGACAACGUCGACUCGUUGUACGACACCAAGUCUAAAUUUAGCCCUGCCUGGCGUAGCUAUCCCGAUCUGGGAGAACGGUCGUCAGUGAACCCGGACUCCGACACCGACGACGACCACGAUCACGGCAGUAUGGCGUCCCGUUUGCCCAUGUCCAGCACGCCAAAUCUGUGCUCCGGAGAUUUGGAUGUGACCACUGGCGAUUAUCUGCGUUCAAAAAAAUUUAUAGACUCGACCGUUUCGCUUAACAGAUCGCACUCGCUGAAACGCAUAUAUUACGAAAGCGAAUCGGCGCUAAGCGCCACUUCGUCCCGGGGUAGCAAUUUAUUGAUGACCACCAGUUUUGUCAAUCUCGCGGUACCUCCAUCCACCAACAAAGGUGUGCACUUCUGUCCGGUCGUGUCUGAAGUGAAUUGGCGCGAGAGUUUCAGCAGCACGACUGACGAAGUUGUCUCAUCCGCUCCGGAAACGGAAGAAGAGGAAAACGAAGCGGAAGACGAUAACAUCGAUACUAUGGUAAUGAAACUUUUGACCGGUCUUUCGUCGGGAACUAAACAGCCCAGCCUAGCGGAAAAGCAACAGCUGCGCGAACGACUCGAUUUCAUUACCGGCGGAUCCCCACCAGUUUCGCAUAGGAUUGGCGGCGGCGGCGCGCCCACCACUACUACCGGUUCGACGGCGGCGGUGGCCGUCGAUGGCGGCGGCAACAACAACCGCAGUGCACAAUCGCGAGCCAACGACAUCGAUAGUUCUACGGUCACCAUGUCCAAAUCGAAAUCGAUCGGCGGAAAACUCGGUGGAUUUUUCCAACGGUUCUCGUUACGCAGGCUGAGCGGCCGGCGUAGUAAAGACAAGAAAAAAACCAAAUCUGACAGCGAAACGGUCUCGGCUGCGGCGCCAGCACUCAGUAGACCAGAUACGCCGCCACCUCCCCCGCCCGCUUCGUCCCGUCAACCUGUCGUCGGCGCGGUCUCCAAAGCUGCCACUGCAGUCGACAGGGGUAAAAAACCGCCUUUACCCCCUCACGCGCCUGUGGCGACGGCGGGCGACGGUUUUACUACGCGCCGACGCCUAGUGUACGAGGAAAAUCGCGGUGGCCGACUUCCGCCACCACCGCCGCUGCCGUCUGCCGGCAGUCGUGCGUCCCUACAGUCGCGGUCGCCCGCCGCUGUCAUGUCGCGACCCGAUCGCCGGGCCGGUCUACUUGAGACCGACUUGGACUCGAACGUCACCAGGACUUCGUCAUCGUCUUUAACGAUAGGCGGCGGAUGCAGUCCCAACAAAAAGGCACGCAGCCUUCUCGACCUGGGCGCGUCGUCUGGCAAACUGUCGCUGGCGCCCACCGACCUCAGCAGGCAACCCGUCGAAGCGUCGCCUUCGGCGGAAUAUCGGGCCAAAUCAAUGGAAUUUCUACUGGACAAAGAAAACCAAGCGGCCGUUCAGGUACCAGAAAAUGAACUCCGCAAAGGGACAGUCAACCGAGGCGAGCGUAUGCUGUCUGAACAUGAACUACGUAUCCAACGUUCGUUACAACGGCUAAAUCUUCCUGAAUGGUACAAGACAAACCACGUGCCCGCUCAAGGGUUUUUGUUGAAAAGGCACAGUGAUGCCGGUCAUACGACUAGCAUGUCGAGUUUGUCGUCCACCCAGUCGCAGUCUCCUAAAGCACAUUCUAAUCACAAUAAUUCGUCGCUGCUUAGUCCCCAAACGCAUGCUGCGACCAAAAACUUCUCGCGCUGGAGUACUAGCCGUCUCAAUGGAGGAACACAUUCAAAUAGUACAUCUCCUUGUAGCUCAACACGAUCGUCGUUUAAUUAUCGACAACCCUAUUUGGGUUGGAGGUCUCAAGAGAAAUUGUCCAAGCCUAGAACUCCGGCUGAACGACUCGCCGCAGGACUACUUGCUCAACAACAUCAUGAACAGACCAGUCAAGCCAACUUGUCGGAAGUACAAUCAUCGAUAAAGGAAGUGACGUCAGCCAUUGCUAAUUAUGUAUCUUCCUCAUCUCCAGAUGGUAGUAAAGAAAGAUUAAAUACAGACUACCAUGACACCUCUUCGCGAUGUCCAUCUCUCAGAGGCAGCACAGGUCGUUUAUGUUGGCUAGAGAGCUCAUUUGUGGGUAACAAAAGACCGAGUCUAACUAGGGAUACACCUCCAUCAGAAAAUAGGACACCACCGCAACCAUAUAAGACGACUGUACCCACCAAGCCGACCCAAAAAGCAAGUGGAUGGGUCAAUGUUUCAGAUAACGCACAGCAACAACGGCCCGGGCGCUCGAGUGAAGAUCUGAAUUGCGUCGCUUACGAGCCAGGCACUAUCCGCUGCCGGAACUCUGAGUGCCAGCGUUCUGCGACGGUAGCCGAGGCACGGCGUACGUUUAAGACGUGCCACAACUGCAACCAUAUGUACUGUUCGCGGCGAUGCCGUCGCGCCCAUUGGCAGGACCACCGGAAGAUAUGUCUGAACAGGCGUACGGCCACGCUUUGCCAGUCGGUAGUAGACGCGGUCAAAGGCAAUGAGGCGUGCUUGGACCGACUAUCGACUAUAGCGCGACGCGGUUUUCUUUCACAUGGGCGCGGGGCUGUAAAAUGCCAUUUUUCCGGCAUAGAACUGGCCGGCAAGUUCGUGCGGGACGGCGGCAAUCAGCAGUGCGAACCGGUAUAUGCCAAGUGGACGGAAAUCGACCCAGAACUGGAUCGGCUCGAGCAGCUGUGCAAAACGUAUAACCCUGACACGCGGUUUGUGCUGUACGUGUCAGUGUGCGUGCAAAGCGAGGUGCCCGGGCCCGGGCCCGUGCAGUGGGAGCGACACGUAGUCUAUAAAUUCGUUAAGCUCCGACUGAGCAAAAACCUACGCACUGUCAACUACGGCGGCGACGGCCCUAGCCGACGUAAUUCCGCUGCAGACAUCAGCGGCCCGGACACGCUUAUCUUGACCUCGUUGCCGGGACGCAAGCGCGGUGUCCACAAGUCGCGUCAGGUUUGCUUCACCAACAUACAAAGGCAUCUGCGGCAAAGGGGUGUCGAGCUUCGUCAACAUUUCCCUGACGUUUACCAGAAACUUUUGGAGUACGUUGAAGGGCCGAACGCCUUGUCGUUCACACCCGUCACAGUUUAUCCGCGUGACAAACAUUCUGGCAAAACGUUCAUGUGCAUCAUAAUGCCAGACGCAGAACCCGAAAAACUAAGGUUGCUGCCCGAAGACAGCAGCACAGUUCAGACAAUCGACAUCGGUCAAGAAGAAACCGAAGAGUGAUCUCUCCGGCUAACAGGACAACAGGGUGUCCCACGUCGUGAAUUGAUAGAUUCCUGUUGUAGCUCUCUUAGAUAAAAAAAGAUUUUAACGCGUUCCGACUGUACUUUUUUUUUAGCAGCAUCACUUUCAAAAAAAUCCGUGGUAAAUUACACCAUGGAAAACAAUAGAUAUCUUAUAGCAUAGCGCCCAUUGAACUAUAUAUUCUAGUUUCCGGUAACUUUUGAGUAAUCUAUACAUUUCUAGACUAUCAAUGACUUUAACUUGUAUAUUUUCAAAUUAUGAUUUUCUAUCUACGAUAAAAUUUCACAAACAAUAAUUUUAAUAAAGAUAUAUUUUAUGAACUGAUACAUUUUAAAAUAAAUAAGUAAUGGAACAGUGUUACCUCAAGAAAACGGUAAAUCCCAACUAUUACGAUUUUAGAGAUAUUUAUAUUGGUAAAUAUAAAAGUACCUAUAUUAUUUUAAACUAGCGAUUGAAAACGUUAGCAAAUGUUUAUAAGGGACGAAAUGGCAUUCUCUUGUUUCAUUUGCAUUUUUCAUUUUUAGUAACGUAUAUACAUUUUUUUUUGAAACGUUUUUAAAUGUAUAAAUCAUUAUAUAUCUGAGUCUUGAGAGAACUAUUACAGUGAGUGUUUACUAACCGUGGGACAUCGUGUAUUUAAUAUUUUACAAUUUAUUAUAUUGUUUUUUUCGUACGUAGUACGUGUACUUGUUAUAUAUAUUAUAUAAAUUAAUAGUAAUAUUUACUAUCAUUUUUUCUAUCUACUGUAUUAUUAUAACUCGUUACACAGACUGGAAUAUUAAUAUUAUAUACGGAUUUAAGUAGAAAUAAUAUGCAUCUUGUUUAUUUUUGUAUAUUUUAACCGAUAAUUUAGCAAUGCAGUUAGGUCGGAGCUUCAUCGCUGUUUGCCUAUCUCUAAAAUUACAUUUGACAGUGCCGAAUGCGAUAUUAUACUGCUAUUUUUCCAUAAAUUAGCACAUUUUAUUAGUAUUUUUCUGGUCAUGGUUCUUACUUAUAGUUUAUAACACGGUUUUAGAAUUUCUUAAUCAAACUAAUGUAAGAUUACUAUUAACUUAUUUUUCAGUUCGCAUUAUAAUAGUGUUAAAAAAAUGUAUACUUAUAAAAACAUAUUGAAAUACAUAUUGGAUAUAUUAUAAAACUGUAAAUGUGAUUUGGGUCAAGAAGAGUCAAUGUUAAUUGUUACUUCGAGCUACAUUCAGUUAAUGACGGUCAAACGGUGUUAUGCUUAUGAAUAAAGGAAAUCAAUGUUCAAAAUAUUAUAAAUCAUAUUGGUCAAAAAGCGAUAUUGACCCUUCUUGAGCCAUACGACAGCUGAUGUAUCUAAUAUUUAUUUUAUAUUUUAAUAACACAACGGUGAUAGUGAUGAUAAUAUUCAACUCUUAUUAAUUGUUAAU
Molecule: messenger RNA, 6358 nt
Organism: Adelges cooleyi (spruce gall adelgid)
Lineage: Eukaryota; Metazoa; Arthropoda; Insecta; Hemiptera; Adelgidae
Exons: 9
Coding region: 378-4943 (1521 amino acids)
Biological process (GO): cell-cell junction organization
Cellular component (GO): apical junction complex; plasma membrane
Source: RefSeq, a predicted model, not a curated record